AUGAGGGGCGUUAGGGCGGAUGGCGGCGGUGGCGGUGGCGGUGGCGGUGGCGGAGGCGGAGGCCCGUCCUCGUCUUCCACCGCAGACAACUCGCGCUUCGACGCGGCGCAGUACUCCUUCGGCAAGGCGCCCAUGCAGGGGGCGGAGCUCGGUGGGCUUUUGGAUGGAGGUGUCGACGGCGAUGGUGGCGGAUUCGGUGGACCUGAUGAUGGUGGCUACCAGUUCUCUUCUACCGGCGAAGAGAUUGAUUGUAUGAGUAACUUGUCGGAAAUUGAUGAUCUUGCAAGCACUUUUGCAAUGUUGAACCGAAGUAUUAGUGGAACAAGGAAUCCUGGUGUUAUUGGUGAUAGACGAUCAAUUUCGAGAGAAAGUUCUUUUACUGCUGAUUGGGCUCAAGAUGCUGACUUCUCCAAUUGGGUAGAUCAGGAUAUACUAGACGGUGAUGAAUCCCUGGACAGCAAACAAUGGUGCUCGCAGCUGCAAUCUUCGCCUCACUUUGGAGAGUCUAAACCACUGUCUCGUACAUCUUCAUAUCCCAAUCAACCACUACAGCACCGCUCAAGUGAACCUAUUCUUUUACACAGAUCUACUUCGUUUACAUCCUAUCCGCCACCAGGUGGAAGUCCUGCAUUGCCUUAUCCUGGUCAACGUCUUACACGGCACUCAAGCAUUCCAUCACCUGGUGCUGGUCACCACAUGGGUUCUCCGAGUUCAUCGCUUUCUGGUUCCCCAUAUCAUAUGCCUGGUCUAUCUCAUGGACUGCCUUAUGGACGAAGCAUGUCUUAUACCACUGGAGAUCUGUCAAUGAACAAUGUCCUACAAAAUGAGUGGUCAAACCAAGCUGGCCCACUUGCUUUUGAUCAUCUUAACCGGCGGCCCAGUUUAUUGCAGCCACAGUUAUCCCUUCCAAGUAGUUCAAUGUCUUCAUUGCUUUUUUCUCAGCAGCACCAGAGAUUACCACCAGGCCAGCCGCCUCUUCAGAAUUACAUAAACAUGCAGCCUCACCUAUUCUAUCACCACCAAUCUCCUGAUGUUCCUUCACCAAGAGACAAGCGAUCAAGGUCAGGAAGAGGAAAGCACAACACACGCUUUUCUCAACAGCCUUCUGAUGCAGGUAGCCAGAAUAGUGAGAGUUCAGGGAUAAAGUUCAGAUCCAAGUACAUGUCAUCUGAAGAGAUUGAAAGUAUCUUAAAAAUGCAGCACUCUGCAAAUCACAGCAACGAUCCUUACAUCGAUGACUACUACCACCAAGCUUGCAAAGCCAAAAGAUCUGUAACUUCUCAGAAGUCCAAUUUCUGCCCUAUGUCAAUAAAGGACUUCCCCUCAAAAUCCCGGUCUGGUGUUGAUCAGCAUUCAUAUCUACAGGUCGACGCUAAUGGAGGAGUUUCAUUCUCUGCCAUACGUAGACCUCGCCCUCUUCUUGAAGCUGAUUUGCCUGGAUCUGGUGAUGGUUUUUAUGAUCAUAAGUCGUCCACAAGGCCACUGGAGAAAGAGCCAAUGCUUGCAGCCAGAAUAACUGUUGAAGAUUCUCUUCGUCUUCUUCUGGAUGUCGAUGAUAUUGAUCGAUUUUUACAGUCUAGCCAGCCACAGGACAGCAGUUUCCGACUGAAGCGAAGGCGACAGGUCCUGCUUGAAGGCUUAGCUACAUCACUUCAGCUUGUUGACCCUUUUGGCCCCAACAAACCUGGCCAUUCGGGUGGAUUAGCCCCUAAGGAUGACCUAAUUUUUCUUCGUAUUGUUUCUCUGCCCAAAGGACGCAAACUUUUGGCACGCUAUCUUCGACUUCUUGUCUCUGGAAGUGAGCUGACCCGGAUAGUUUGCAUGGCUGUUUUCCGACAUCUUAGGAGCUUGUUUGGGGGCUUGCCGUCAGACUCUAGUGCUGCAGAAACAACCAUUGGUCUUGCCAAGACUGUUUCCUCUUGUGUGCACCAUAUGGAACUCAGUGCUCUCAGUGCCUGCCUUGCAGCUGUUGUCUGUUCAUCGCAGCAGCCACCUCUCCGACCACUUGGUAGUGCUGCUGGUGAUGGGGCCUCUCUGGUAAUCAAAUCUGUGCUGGAUAGAGCGACCGAGCUACUGGCUGAUCCUCAUUCCGCAGCUAACUACAGCAGGUCAGCACGUUCACUUUGGCAAGCAUCAUUUGAUGCCUUCUUUGGACUGCUGACAAAGUACUGUGACAGCAAGUAUGAAAGUAUUGUGCAGAGGUUUGCCAUGCAGGGAUCCAGCUCCAUGGGUGGACCUGAAACCACCAAAGCAGUCAGCAGGGAGAUGCCUGUUGAGCUGUUGCGUUCAAGUCUUCCUCAUACUAGUGAACAGCAUCGUCAGACACUGCUAGAUUUUGCUCGGAAAUCUACGCAUGUACCUGGUUUCAGUCCUGAUGCUAGUCGUGGACAUGUCAAUUCUGAAUCAGUUCCAGGUUAA
Miscanthus lutarioriparius is the source of this 2418-nucleotide messenger RNA. Lineage: Eukaryota; Viridiplantae; Streptophyta; Magnoliopsida; Poales; Poaceae. The record is from the annotation of a GenBank genome assembly.